This is a messenger RNA of Lindgomyces ingoldianus, 1314 nucleotides long. RefSeq lists its product as uncharacterized. Bases 126 to 941 code for a protein of 271 amino acids. The transcript is spliced from 3 exons. Lineage: Eukaryota; Fungi; Ascomycota; Dothideomycetes; Pleosporales; Lindgomycetaceae. The record is from RefSeq and is a predicted model, not a curated record.
CUCUCACAGCACACGCAACGGGCCACACCAGAGAUUUCUAGGUGGAAGCCAAGACGAAUAAAAUUACAUAACAGCAGCCUGCGCCAUAUGUCGACCCCACCUAGCCAACUCUCGUGCUUGAAGUGAUGAAGAUGCGCCUUGUUUCUGCCCUUUGCAUUGAACUCUUUGUCCAGCUGGCGCUGGCGGAUGAUACACCUAAGCAUGGUGAAGGUGAGGAAGGGAAGUCUAUGGGUCCGGUUGCUUUUCUUUGGCCUGAUGACCGAGUUUGGAAUGCUACGUACGAUAACGCCGGGCCAUGUGGCAGUCCAGCUGGAGUGACAAACCGAACAAUAUUUCCUCUUUCUCAAGGCGCAGUGGCUCUCACUAUUGCCGACGACUCUUGGGAGGUAGCAGUGAGGGUUGCGUUCUCGAAUGACCCAACUACACAGGCAGAGUUCAGUGAUCAGGUUGUCAAUAACGUUUCGGAGGUCGCACCGGGCCACCAGUGUUAUAGGCUGAACCAGCUCGAGGGCAAAACGGCUGGCACUAAUGCGACAAUCCAGCUGGAGUAUUGGUCGGAGUUCGAGGGCGAAAAUGACGGGAAGAACCAGUCGUUCUUCGCAUGUGCUGACGUUACCUUUGUCGAAGCGAAGGACUUCACGCUUGCGGUGCCAUGUUUCAACGUCACAAGUGACGGCUUCAACGAGCCGGCGCCCAGUAACACGCCCUCGUCAAUAUCUGCCGCGCCAACAAAUGCGGCACCGACCACCGCCUCUCCUGUUCGAGGAACUUCGUCCGGCAGCCUCUCUAUAGGGGCAAGGGCAGGGAUUGCGGUCGGUUCGAUAAUCGGGGGUUUGGCCAUCAUCGGAGGUAUCGCAUUUCUGGCAAUGAGGAAGGGUAGAGAGAGCGCCAGGAAGGAAAGGGAAGAGUACGAACUGCGGACUAAAACGUUGAGCACGUGAUCCGAGGAGAGUGGAGGAUGAAGGACGGAGAACGGCUGGCAUUGAUCCAAUCGUCAGGAGAGUUGCGAAGAAUACUAGGUUUGAAGUUUAGAGGUUCAUAUGCCUCUCUAACUUAACGAUGUCGCGAAUAGCCAUCCCGCCAAGACUCCACUCCGAAGGACCAUAGUAGCCUAGGCAGAGAGUGUGAGAGCCAAAUAUCUGAAUUUAUUUACGAUCGGGUUUAUUGGAGGGACUCCAGCAAGUCGCUAAAAUAAUCGCACCUGCCUACGCGCUGCUUUUCAGUAGAGCUGCCACCUAUCUGGACACUUGGUCUGUCCUACUUUACGCCACCACCAUCUUCCUAUUCUAGAGCAUCUGCAUUCUCUUCUCCCCU